This is a messenger RNA of Ochotona curzoniae (black-lipped pika), 996 nucleotides long. Its product is annotated as E3 ubiquitin-protein ligase TRIM41-like. The transcript has a single exon. NCBI's taxonomy places the organism in Eukaryota, Metazoa, Chordata, Mammalia, Lagomorpha, Ochotonidae. The record is from RefSeq and is a predicted model, not a curated record. Gene Ontology annotation, cellular component: nuclear body. The annotation marks the transcript as partial. Gene Ontology annotation, molecular function: zinc ion binding.
CAGGAGGAGGAGGAGCAGGACAGGGAAGAGGAAGUCCUGGACGUGGCAGAUACACAGGAAGAGCUUAUGGGCGAGGAUGAAGAGAAUGUUCUAGAAGAGCAUGAGGAAGAGGAACUGCAGCCUGUUAACCCUGUGCUUCCCCCUGAAGUGCCUUGGAGGCUGUUCACCUGCCCUCAGUGCCGAAAGGGAUUUUGUCAGUCAGGCUUCCGCCCCAACGUGGAGCUCGCCAACAUGGUGCAGGUGAUUCGGCAGAUGCAGCCAACCUCUGAGCAUGGGGGGCCUGUAAAUGAGAACAUGUGUCCUAAGCACCAGGAAGCCCUGAAGCUCUUCUGCACCGUAGAUGAAGAGGCCAUCUGUGUGGUGUGCCGCGCAUCCCGGGGCCACAGAAAGCACAGUGUGGUGCCACUGGGGCAGGUGGUGCAGGCAUACAAGACCCAAUUGCAGGAGCAGCUGGAACCCCUUAGGAGGCACCUGGAGGCUGUGCAGAACCUCAAGGCCAGGGAGGAGAGUCGCUUGAUGGAGGGUAUGAGCCAGAUGAAUGCACAGGUGGCACAUGUGUCCUCAGAGUUUGGGCAGCUGACUUACUAUUUGUACCAAGAGCAGAAAGACCUGGAGAGACACAUGAAAGACCAAUACAGAUGUAAGAUAGGGCAGGCACAGGUGGAAGCCGAGCGCCUGUCAGAGCUGACCACCAAGCUGAGCUGCCUGCUGGCUGAGGCCCAGGAGCGGAGCCAGCGGGGCAACCUGCGGCUGCUUCGGGAGACUCUGGGAAAGUGUGAAGAAAUACAGCGGCAGCUCCCCCACGUCAGCUCCCCCGACCUGAGCAAUCCCAAAGGUGAUGACUUCAUGAAAGACGCCGUCGUGAGGAAAAUGAGUCUGAACUUCUGUGAGGAUGCAGGCAUGAAUGAGACAUCUGACCCUGGCACGUCUCGUGCAGCCUCAGUGCCGUCUUCUGCUUGCCAUGACCCACCCGAUGGACACGCAGAAGGUUACUAA